AUGAGCACACCAAAAGCCUUUGAGGUCCUGAAGGCCCGCUUGUGCAUGCUGAGUCUCCUCACAGGGGCCUGCAAGUGCCUCUUCGGCAGCUGCACUUCUCUCCCAGGGGUCCUGCCCCCCCUCGCCCUCGUCAUCUACACAACCAGGGAGCUCAUAAAGAUCAACGGCGGCGCGCGCCAGCCCCCCGUCCCGACCCCGACCCCGACACCAGAUCUCGCGGCCGAGGACGAACGGGAUGAGGUCUCCCACAUUGAUGGCAAAAUCGCUCCCCCAGAAGACGAGGUAAAGAAGCUGGCGCAGGCGCUCGACCGGGUCGAAGGUCUGCUGGAGCACUACGGCGACAUGGUCGAGCGGACGGGGACCAGCUGUGUCGAGGCCUUUCGGCAGAUCCACAAGCAGCACAGCGACCAGCUGAAGCGAUACACCGAUUUCCGCAACGAGUACGACGACAAGCUCGGGUCCGUCGGCGGCGCCCUGGACGCCCGCCGGCACGAGACCGCAGAGGUCUCGCGGACGGCCGCGCAGAACUACAGCCUGCUGUGCGACCUCAUCGCAAAAUACCAGCGGGCCGUCGAGGAGAACCAGGACGCCGCGAAGCAGCACAUGGGCUCCGUCAGCGACGUGCUGCUCGGCCAGGACAAGGCGAUCGCGGCGGCGCGCGAGCACGUCACGCUGCGCGUCGGGGAGUUCCAGGCGCAGCUGGAGGCGCAGGAGCGGGCGGCCGAGGAGAACAGGGGGCUCGUGAGGGAGUAUGGCGCCGAUGUUAACAGGGUGGUGUCAGACCAUGCACGGCUCGUCGGCGAGUACCAGGCCGCCCUCGAGGGGGUGGUGUGUCUCAACACGGCCAACCGUGUGUUCUCGCUGGUGCGUGUCCCUUAUGGCUGGGAGACGCUGGGGGAUACCGCCGAGGACGUCGAGGAUCACGGGGGGGCUCGGUCCGGGGCGCAGCCAGCUACUGCCACCGCCACCGGAAGCAUGGUCGACAACGUCCAGGAGCUAUCACGCACAUUCAGGACACAAUCCAACCAGACCGCCAACACCAACAAGGCCACGCCCCAGGAGACGCCAAUGGAGCAAAUGCUAGCCGACAUGCUUAGCCAGGUCCAGGACACGGCGCGGGCGCAGCGCGCCGAGGAAGCGGGCCAGCUCCGGCAGGCGCAGGCGGACAUCGAGAAGCUGCGGGCGGACCUGGGCGAGAUCGAGGAGUUCCGGCGGGUGAUCCGGGAGCGCCAGGAGGUCGAGGAGCUCCACCAGCGGCAGACUGAGAUGUUGAAGGUCUUUGAGGAUGACCCCGAGCGGUACCACCGGGAUGCCAAGUUCCGCGCCGAGGUGGGCGAGAUCAGGGGGGCGGUCGAAGAGCGCCUCCGCGGGGCCCGUGGUGGUGCCUCCUCGCCUGGCGAGAGUGCCAAGCCGCAGCAGCUGUCUGAGACUGUCUGGUUUAGUUGA
Messenger RNA from Diaporthe batatas, 1446 nucleotides. RefSeq lists its product as uncharacterized. The transcript has a single exon. The coding region runs from base 1 to 1446 and encodes 481 amino acids. The record is from RefSeq and is a predicted model, not a curated record. Lineage: Eukaryota; Fungi; Ascomycota; Sordariomycetes; Diaporthales; Diaporthaceae.